Molecule: messenger RNA, 788 nt
Organism: Morone saxatilis (striped sea-bass)
Lineage: Eukaryota; Metazoa; Chordata; Actinopteri; Moronidae
Product: prostate-associated microseminoprotein
Exons: 4
Coding region: 126-518 (130 amino acids)
Source: RefSeq, a predicted model, not a curated record
CAGUUCAAGAGUGGUGCUGAGGAGGAGACACAGAGAGGGUGAAUGAAAGCAGGAGGAACAGAAAGAGAAGAGCUGAAAGAAAUUACAGCAAGGGAAGGAUUUUAUACAACACAGUGGAAAUAGAAAUGGCCAACACAGCAGGAGGAGUGUUUUUAGCUGUUUUGUUGUUCCUGAGUGCCAGUGUACCAUGUUUCUCUGUGUAUAACAGUGGCGAGUGCUUCUUCAACACUAAAGGGAGCUGUGAAUACAUGGGACAAAUGUACGGGAUAGGAGAGAGCUGGAUAACCAGUGACUGUUACCAGUGUGUCUGCAUGGAGCCUUUUGGAGUAGGAUGCUGUGACCAUGGAUCUAAACCUGUGGACUAUCCGGACUGGUGUGAGAUCAUCCGUAAACCUGACUCUUGUACUAGUAUUGCAGUUAUGAGAGUCAAUCGUAAACUACCUUGUCUCUGGGGACGAGGCCGUCUCAGACCAGCUGCAGGACAACCAUGGAAAUCAGACAAUGAUCCUAUAUUUUGAGUUCAGCAAUUAAUAAGAAAAUAUAGCAAUAUAACAAUGUGUGAUGUUUAUUUGUGUUUUUUUUUUUGUGUUUGUGAGAGACUAAGCUAGAUUGAAUUUUAGAACAAAUCUGCAAAUAACAACCACAGGAAUUAUCUGUUUGUUCUGUUUAUGUAUAAUUUCACAUUUAAGAUUGUGUUGUUGAUGUUUGUUGUUGAUGAGUCUGUCUGAAUAUCUGGAUUGUUUGUGGUUCAUGUUUUAAGAUUAAAUAAAACUGUAAUAUAUGUUUAA